Molecule: messenger RNA, 1236 nt
Organism: Exophiala oligosperma
Lineage: Eukaryota; Fungi; Ascomycota; Eurotiomycetes; Chaetothyriales; Herpotrichiellaceae
Exons: 1
Coding region: 256-1143 (295 amino acids)
Biological process (GO): carbohydrate metabolic process
Molecular function (GO): aldehyde-lyase activity; zinc ion binding
Source: RefSeq, a predicted model, not a curated record
UACUGACUUCUCUACUCCAUUUCGACGUCAAUAAAAGCAGAAAAACCGCACUACACUACAAUAACGUACAUUCUUGGUCUCGUGUAGUUUUCAGAAGAAGAGAAUUGAAUAAACAUCAUUCUCGAACGACACCAGGAACAGAAGCAAAACCUCUUCGACUUUCCAAGGUAGAAACAUACGAACAAACCCCACCUCACCACCUUGAUACCAACUACCGGCGACCACUUCCCGACACAUUCUUUUUUCCGACACAUCAUGGCACCAGCAGCAGCCAAAUCCAAAGACCUCAGCCAAAACCGAGCGAUCAGGAUCGUCUCGGCGGCCGCAGCGGGAGGCUACGCCGUGCCCGCCAUGUGCUGCUACAACCUCGAAGCCAUCAUCGCGUCGGUGCGCGCUGCCGAGGCUAAGCGGUCUCCCGUCAUCAUCCAACUGUUCCCCUGGGCCGUGACGUAUGCCGACGGGUUACUGGUCCACGCGGCGGCCGAAGCCGCCGACAAGGCCUCUGUGCCCGUCGCCGUUCACAUGGACCACGCGCAGACGCCCGAGAUCGUGAGGCGGGCGGCCGAUUUGGGAGGGUUCGACGGCAUCAUGGUCGACAUGUCUCACUACGAGAUGGAGGAGAACUUUGCACUGACGCGGGAGUUGGUGGCGUACUGCAACGAGAGGGGCAUCAUCACCGAGGCCGAACCCGGUCGCAUCGACGGUGGCGAGGACGGCGUGGCCGACGUUUCGGACAUGCAAGGUUUACUCACGACCCCCGAACAAGCAGAAGAAUUUGUGAGCCUGGGCAUCAACUGGCUCGCCCCGGCCUUCGGAAACGUCCACGGAAAGUACGGGCCCAAGGGACCCCAACUCGAGUACGACCGGUUGAAGAGUAUCCAAAAACAAGUCGGAGACAGGGUUCACCUGGUUCUCCACGGGGCCGGGCGGGAGUGGUUCAAGGAGGACCUCCUCCGAAAAGUCAUGGAGUGCGGCAUCGCAAAGUGUAACCUCAACGACGCCAUGAACGAUCAUUUCAUCGACGUACUGAAAGAAAAAGCCGGCACCGCCCCACUCACCUCGUUGAUCGAGCAAGGGACCGACGCCAUGCAAAAGGCCAUUGAGCAGUACAUGGACUGGAUGGGUUCGACGGGUAAAGCAUAAGAUAUUCUAGAUACCUGGUAAAACACACAAAAUCCAACAAUUGAACAUAUAGUGUUUUGUACAAAAACCGGAAUGGCACAACCUUUCCUCACA